CUCUACAAUUCGCAAGCUGUAAUUAACGGGCCGUCCGAUCUUCGGCUGCUCUGCGCUCGCUGAGUUACGCUGCUAACUGCCUGCUGCUACUGCUCCGAAUUCAUCAUGCCGAUUCGGUUCACGUCACGUUGUCAUGCGAACAUCUGAAAUGAGAUAUAACAUUGGAUUGCAUUAUAUUCUUUGAAUUAUGAAAUAACGUAAUAUUUCAACGUUUUAACCGUUGUUAUGAACGCAUGUUCGAUACUCUUUAGCAAUUCCUUCAAGUGGAAUCAGAAGCUAUCUCAUUCGCUGCGCUGGAUCAAGACUUCCACAAAACAAACGCCUGCUGAAUAUUGUUUGGAUCUAGUCAGAAAACAUGAUUACGAGAACUUUCUAUGCACACUACUUUUACCCAAUAACUUGAGAUCAUCUGCAUUUGCAAUCAGAGCUUUCAAUACAGAAGUUGCUUUGGUCGAAGAUCAAGCUCGCGACAGCAAGAUUGCUCUAAUGAGGAUUAAAUUUUGGGAAGAAACUUUGAAUCAAAUAUACGCUGAUAAACCACCAAAAAAUCCUACUUCGUUGGAACUGCACAGGGUAUUACAGAAAACCAAGUUAACCAAACAAUAUUUUAAACGUUUGAUUGAAGCUCGCUUCAACAAACUGAACUUGUCAACUUUUCCAAGUUUGGAAUCAUUAGAAAAAUAUGCAGAGCAUACAGUUUCAUCUGUUUACUAUUUGAUUUUAGAAGCCCAUGGAAUAAAAGAUAUAGAUACGGAUCAUUUUGCUAGUCAUCUGGGCAAAGCCCAUGGUAUAGUCACUUUAAUUCGUUCUGUGCCUCAUAAUGCAAAAUGCAGAAAAAUGGUUCUACCACAAGAUAUUCUAAUGAAGUACAAUGUUUCCUCUGAAUCUGUACUUCAAGGAACAAGUAGUAAAGAAUUAAAAGAUGUUAUUUUUGAAGUUUCUUCAAGAGCCAAACAACAUUUGGAUAUGGCACUGUCAUUGAAGACACGUAUUAAAAAAGGUUCGCAUCCAGUUUUUUUGUCACAUAUUAUCGUUGAAGAAUAUCUGAUCAAGUUACAAAAAUUUGAUUUUGAUGUAUUUAAUCCUAAACUUCAAAAACGAAAUAGUCUACUACCAUUGAAACUUUAUUGGAAGAAGUUGUUUAACAGGGAAAGAAUUUGUUUCUAUCGAGCGUAUAGGCAUAAGUAUAUAGGUAAUAUGAGAUGACGGAACGACCGCAGCGUGUAUCGUAUAACCCCAAAGCUAAGUAUCCCCCGCAUUUCGUUUCCGAAAUGUAAAUAUGUAAAAACGUAUGGUUAUAAAAAUAAGCUUUUCUAAAUAUUCAUACCGGUAGGUAAAAAUUGCAGUAAGUAACACCAUACAGUCGAGCAGACAAGGACGAUUGAUUGCGAGUUUACAUCAGAAAACGUGUCUAUUAAAGGUGCAUAGCAGAGAAUAUUAAAUGGUAGGUAUGUAUAGGUAGCUGUAGGUGCCAACAAGGCUCAAAGCAAUGCAUCAGCAAUAUAGCUCGCCGUCAUGGCGGAAACCCAUUUUUACGGUUCGGCAAUUCGUCGAUUAAGUAUGGGAAAAACAAAAUGACAACGGCGAAAUGUUAUUUAAUCGCGAAUCCCAAGAUAUAAAGUAUGGAGCUUGAUGCGAUGGUCUAGCGUUAUUUUUACCGCUCAAGGUACGAAGACGAGUCAAUCUAAACAGCAAUCUCAGUCUUGAACUUGACUUGCGACAUAUAAGAAUAUAAGAUACAUGCGCGCAGCGCGAUAUAUGGAUGCUCAAUGAAAAUUUUAUUCAAACAAAAGUAUAGCUUGAUUGAGCAACUGCCUAUGGAUCAAAUAAAUUGUUUUUCAAUAUUUAUCACACAA
Molecule: messenger RNA, 1856 nt
Organism: Nasonia vitripennis (jewel wasp)
Lineage: Eukaryota; Metazoa; Arthropoda; Insecta; Hymenoptera; Pteromalidae
Gene: sicily
Product: NADH dehydrogenase (ubiquinone) complex I, assembly factor 6
Exons: 5
Coding region: 226-1206 (326 amino acids)
Biological process (GO): biosynthetic process; mitochondrial respiratory chain complex I assembly
Cellular component (GO): mitochondrion
Source: RefSeq, a predicted model, not a curated record